Molecule: messenger RNA, 1311 nt
Organism: Periophthalmus magnuspinnatus
Lineage: Eukaryota; Metazoa; Chordata; Actinopteri; Gobiiformes; Gobiidae
Gene: prkar2ab
Product: protein kinase, cAMP-dependent, regulatory, type II, alpha, B
Exons: 9
Coding region: 12-1109 (365 amino acids)
Biological process (GO): regulation of protein phosphorylation
Cellular component (GO): cAMP-dependent protein kinase complex
Molecular function (GO): cAMP-dependent protein kinase regulator activity
Source: RefSeq, a predicted model, not a curated record
AGUGUGAAAUUAUGUCUAAUGCGGCAGAGAUACCAACAGGUCUAAAGGAGCUACUGCAAGCCUUCACUGUGGAGGUCCUCCAUCAUAAACCAGAUAAUUUGGUGGAAUUUGCUGUUCAACAUUUCAGCAGCCUUUUGGAAACUCAAAAUAAAAACAGCCAACAAUCUAACCAGCAGCCAAAGAAACUGAGCUUCAGAUCUGCAAAGAGAGGAGUGACUUUUGAGAACAAAUCAGACCAAACCAAAGAGAAAGAGAAAGAUGAAGAGGAAAGCACAGACAAGUGCACAACUGGGAAAUACAGUCGCAGAGUGUCAGUUUGUGCAGAGGCGUACAACCCCGAUGAUGACGAGGAGGAUGAUUCAGAGCCCCGUGUGGUCCAUCCCAAAACAGACAUACAGAGACGAAGAUUGCAGGACGCCUGUCGCGACAUCCUCCUGUUCAAGACCCUGGAACAGGAGCAGUUCUCUGAGGUAUUGGACGCCAUGUUUGAGGUGCAGGUCAAACCAGAGGAGCACAUCAUAGACCAGGGCGACGACGGAGACAACUUCUAUGUGAUCGAGAAGGGUGUCUAUGAUAUAUUUGUGAAAAAGGGGGAUAAAGACUUGUGUGUGGGAAAGUAUGACAACAAAGGCAGUUUUGGGGAGCUGGCUCUGAUGUACAACACCCCACGAGCUGCUACUAUCGUGGCCACACAGGAGGGGGCGCUAUGGGCUCUGGACAGAGCCACUUUCCACAGGCUCAUUGUGAAGAACAACGCAAAGAAGAGGAAGAUGUAUGAAGCUUUCAUUGAAUGUGUCCCUCUCUUGACAUCUCUGGAGAUUUCUGAAAGGAUGAAAAUUGUGGAUGUUCUUGGAAUCCGAGUAUUCAAAGAUGGAGACUGCAUUAUCAAAGAGGGGGACCAAGCUGACUGUUUUUACAUUGUUGAAUCAGGAGAGGUCAAAAUCAUGAUAAAGAACGUUAAUAAGACAGUCCAAGAUGGCGCUGAAGUUGAAGUGGCACGGUGCACUAGGGGGCAGUAUUUUGGAGAACUCGCCCUAGUCACCAACAAACCCAGGGCUGCAUCUGUGUAUGCUGUGGGAGAGGCAAAAUGUUUAGGCAAGUUAAAGUGAAGUUAUUUAUAUCUUGUUUACAUUUUGUUUUGAGAUAACAGAAAGAAUGAAAGUUUGUUUUUUAGUCAUUGACAUCCAGGCAUUUGAGCGUCUGCUGGGCCCCUGUAUGGACAUCAUGAAGAGGAACAUUUCCCAGUACGAGGAGCAAAGGAUGGCGCUGUUUGGGUGUGCUGUAGAUCUGAACAAUUAGGGACUUGAAAUU